This is a messenger RNA of Calliphora vicina (urban bluebottle blowfly), 1321 nucleotides long. RefSeq lists its product as uncharacterized. The record is from RefSeq and is a predicted model, not a curated record. Bases 96 to 845 code for a protein of 249 amino acids. The transcript has a single exon. Lineage: Eukaryota; Metazoa; Arthropoda; Insecta; Diptera; Calliphoridae.
GGAUGCAAUUUUAUUCAUAUUGUAUUCUGCAUACCUAUAACAAAGAAAAGUUUUUUUCGUUUAUAAAAAUUUCAUAAUUAUUCUAAACAAAAAUAAUGGAGGAAAAUAAAGUAGAAAAUGUCGAUAAUAAUAUAACGUCAUCUUUAAAUGUGUUGUGUGCAAUUUGUAGUGAAUUUUUCAAAAAUACAGACGUUAUCUUUAGCACUUCAAAGUGUGGUCAUGUUUUCCAUCGCCAAUGCUUGUUCCGUUGGCUGACACGUUCCAAUACAUGCCCACAGUGUCGUGCCAGUGUACAUAAACAAAACGUACAUCGUUUGUUUUUGAAUUUCAAUGAACCCACUGAAACUGAUGGAGUUGAUGCGGAACCCAUUAAAAGUUUUGAGUGGCUGUAUGUAGACGAGAGUGUCACGGCCGAAGAACUGGCACAAUUUGGAUUUAUUAUGGGUUUAGACAAGGAAGGUGAUCCAUUGUUUGCUGCUCGUGUCUAUUUGGAGGAUGAUCUCUUGCCGGCGUAUUAUGUGCCCAAGUUAAAGGGUGUUUAUACCGCUUGGAACUGUGAAUCUCAUUUUCUGACCGAAGGUAUAGAAUUACUACACAUUAAUAACGAUAAUGCUGAUUACAAAUGGGAGCCUGCCUCUAACGGCGAGGUACCACCAAAUGCUUUAGCAUCCGGUUAUUGUGAAACUGGAGAAACAUUAUACACUGCCCGUACUAUACAUAAUGAGAGGAUGCGUUUUGGAAAAUUGCAUCCUUCACAUGGCUGUGCCUAUAUUCCAUAUAAAACAAAGGAAGUUAAUAAUAGACAUUAUGACAUACUGGUUAGAAUACCUAAAGACAAAAAUUAAACAUUACAAAUCAAUUGGGUUUCUAAUGUUUAUUAAAAAUAACAAAAGAUAAAUAAAUUAUAUGUUGAUGAACUUAAACUAGUAUAUUCUCUAUGUUUAUAACUAUCGCUCAUUUGUGACAAGAACGUCGUAACUCAAAACUUGGUAUUUUUAACUGAUUAUAUAUAAACUAUUAAAAUUGUUUUAGUUAUAUUUUAUAUCCUUUUGAUAACUAUUAUGAAAUGAAAUAAAAAUUUAAAAACUUGUACUUUUAAAGUACACAAAGUUUCUCGAAAGUGGAUAUUUUAGUUACUACGACGGAAAUAUAACAAAUAAGCGAUAUUAAUUGUUUAAUUUUUUAUAUAAAUUAUAUAAAUGUUAUUUUAUUUUAAAGUGGGGGAAAUUUACUUACAUAUAUGUAUAUUUUAUUAAUAAAAUAAAUAGCUUUAAAUAAAAAUUAAAUCUUGAUUUUUCCAAUUCGUAAUAGAAAUAAAUAA